AUGGAGCAGAUCGGCGUCUCGCCAAAGAGCUAUGACGCUCAGUUUCCUAGUUUCGCAUGUCCGACACCGAUCGGUGAAUACACGAUCAACGAGGAGAGAAAGAUUGAAAUCGGUCGUGCAAAGGCUCGCUAUCUGUACUCGCGUUUGAUCGACGAGAAAGGACUGAGACUCGAUUUGUCCGACGGUUUUGCCACUUUUCAGCCAAAGGACUCCGAUCAAAAGCUGAACGCUUUACUUGCGUGGAUUUGCACCCAGUCGCCGAGUGGCGGAAGACUCAAGCAGUGCCUCCACGAGACGGACUUCGUCUGUUGGCGCGGGCUGCUCACGAAAAUCUCGGCCACUCCAUUCUCGCAAAAUGACGAUUGGUCUUUUAUCGCUAGGAAAGCAAAAGGAGUAAUCUUCCUUCUUGAGCAGGAGACCGAAGCACAAGCCUUGAGAAAGGCCAAGAUGUCACCGCGUGACCAUUUGAUGACGUAUUGGGGCUUUAAAUUCGAGCAGUACACCUCGACAAGGGACAUUGAUGGCGUCCCGUCCACUUCCGAGCCGGUCACCCAGAACGAGGAGUUCGGCGUGGUCGUCAAGACAAAACUUUCCACGCCAAAUGGUCCGAUUCGUCUCGUCUAUUCGGGAGAAGUCGAUUGCAUCGAUGAAAACGGUGACCUCGUCGAGCUGAAAACGCAACGCCAAGCGCUGGAGGGUGGCUUUUGGCGGCAAAAAUCGAUGAAAUGGUGGCUUCAAUCAUUUCUUCUUGGCAUCAAACAAAUCGUCGUUGGUUUUCGCGACGAUGAAGGAUAUGUGCAUCGGAUUCAGGUGAGUCCCGUGGUGGUGAACGAUUUGCCAAGGAAGGGACAAUGGCAAGGCAAUAUUUGCUUCAAUUUUCUCGCCACCGUCCUCGGAAAGGUGAAAACCCUGUUGGAGAACGAGAACUCGAGUGAACCCUCGUGCACGAUCACCUAUGAUCCGACAAAAAGGAGUGUCACUUUUGAAAAGAAUCUCGUCGAGGAUUUCUUCAACACCGAUUUUCGGCACCAUUUUUCCCUUGAACCACCACCACCA
Mesorhabditis belari is the source of this 1056-nucleotide messenger RNA. Lineage: Eukaryota; Metazoa; Nematoda; Chromadorea; Rhabditida; Rhabditidae. The record is from the annotation of a GenBank genome assembly.